UUUUUCGUCCUCGAUUCGACUCGGAAUUAUUGUAGUUUUAUGCUUCACUGUGCUGAUCGCAGAUCUCAGCCGUAGGCGAAACAUCGAGAUCGAUGGGCUACUUCCUCCUUCUGGAUCGCGCAAUAUGUAAUUCGCCGGCCAAUCUACGUUCACUAUCUACGUUCACUUGCUGACCCACAUCCUAUCCGCUUAUCGAACUCCGAUCUUCUCUUUCCCGCCCCAUAAUCCAUUGCCAGAUAGAGAAGAAGGAGCUUGCGAUUUUGUUAACGAAUUGGUGUUUCUCGCAGUUAUUCCUUGGUUCCAUGGACGAAGUGAUGACAAUGGCUGAUAUUAAUGCGGCCACCCAAUCGACGCCAUCUGCCGCAACUCCUACAUCUCUGCUUCCGUCCAAUUUCCCCCUUCUCUCGGCGUUUCUUUCGUUUGCGCUCGCCCAGUUUCUGAAGAUCUUCACCACCUGGUAUAAGGAAAGGAGAUGGGAUUCUAAAAGGAUGCUUGAUUCAGGUGGAAUGCCUUCAUCACAUUCUGCUACAGUGUCAGCUCUAGCAGCGGCUAUAGGUCUCCAAGAGGGAACAGGGUCACCUGCUUUUGCAGUUGCUGUAGUUUUGGCAUGUGUGGUAAUGUAUGAUGCAACAGGAGUUAGACUUCAUGCAGGUCGGCAGGCAGAAUUGUUGAAUCAAAUUGUAUGUGAGCUACCACCAGAACAUCCUUUGUCCACUGUCAGACCACUGCGUGAUUCACUUGGUCAUACUCCACUCCAGGUUGUUGCCGGUGCUUUAUUAGGCUGUUUUAUAGCCAUUUUGAUGAGGACCUCCAGUUAGGCUGCUAUUUGAACUAUACUUACUACCAUGCCACAAAGUGUCACUGCAUGGCAUUACUGAAGGAGAACACCAUCGAAAGAGCAACGCUCCUGUAAAGAGGGUGGACGGUUCAACAUUAAUAUUUGGGUAUACUGCUGCUAGUUUUUGCUGGACAUUGCCACUUGUACACAUCAACCGACAAUUCUAUUACUUAAUUUAGCUGACUGUAGUCAUUCUUUAAUGGAUUAAAAUCUGCACAUUCUGAGAUUGAAGGAAUCAUUGGUAUGAAACAAGCUAGUUACUUCAUUUACUUCAGCCGUGUAUGAAGAUUAGCCUAUAUAUUUUAUGGUAAAAAUAGAUAAGCCUAUAUAUUUGUUUGUUAUCAUUA
Molecule: messenger RNA, 1185 nt
Organism: Prosopis cineraria
Lineage: Eukaryota; Viridiplantae; Streptophyta; Magnoliopsida; Fabales; Fabaceae
Exons: 5
Coding region: 303-818 (171 amino acids)
Source: RefSeq, a predicted model, not a curated record